Tribolium castaneum (red flour beetle) is the source of this 2085-nucleotide messenger RNA. Its product is annotated as cyclin-dependent kinase-like 4. Gene Ontology annotation, molecular function: protein serine/threonine kinase activity; ATP binding. Gene Ontology annotation, biological process: protein phosphorylation; intracellular signal transduction. Gene Ontology annotation, cellular component: cytoplasm; nucleus. The coding region runs from base 160 to 1869 and encodes 569 amino acids. The record is from RefSeq and is a predicted model, not a curated record. NCBI's taxonomy places the organism in Eukaryota, Metazoa, Arthropoda, Insecta, Coleoptera, Tenebrionidae. The transcript has 7 exons.
UGCGGUUUUCACCAGUCGGUGGAAAGCGUCGUGAAAAGCGGGCCGCUUGGUGCACUGGAAAAGGUGAAAGUUCAUGGUCUUGUGCAAAAUGCAAUCCUGGAAUUUUCAGCCACAUCACGACGAAAUUAUUUCGCGCAAAUGAUGAGUUGAAACGCCGCCAUGGACAAAUACGAGCAAAUUUCGGUCGUUGGGGAAGGCUCUUACGGCCUGGUGAUGAAGUGCAGGCACAAGGAAACCGACCAAAUCGUCGCUAUUAAAAAGUUCCUCGAAACCGAAGAGGACGCUACAAUCCGCAAAAUGGCCCUGCGAGAAAUUCGCAUGCUCAAAAGACUGAAACAUGAAAAUCUCGUCACAAUGAUCGAGGUUUUCCGCCACCGGAAGCGCUUUUUCCUCGUUUUUGAGUUUCUGGAAGGGACGGUUUUAGACGAGCUGGAGAAAAUGCCCGGAGGGCUGGGAGAUGAGCGGUGUCGGGAGAGGAUAUACCAAGUCACCAGAGCCAUCAACUACUGUCACAGCAAUAACAUUAUUCAUCGUGACGUGAAACCGGAAAACGUGCUAGUUUCCUCCCUCGGCGUUGUGAAACUUUGCGAUUUUGGUUUCGCGCGUCUUGUGUGCAUCUCGGGGGAGCCUUGCACCGAGUACGUGGCCACCAGGUGGUACCGUGCCCCUGAACUCCUGGUGGGCGAGUCAAACUAUGGCGCCCCGGUCGAUAUUUGGGCCAUUGGCUGCCUCUUCGCCGAGAUGAUGACCGGAGACCCGUUGUUUCCCGGUGAGAGUGACAUCGAUCAACUGUACCUCAUCGUCAAAAUGUUGGGCAAACCCUGCCACAGGCACCAACACCUCAUGUCCAGGAGUUCGCACCUCCGUGGAAUGAUCAAAUCAGCGUCCAGUGAGACGGACUUGGGCAAACUCUUCCCCAGCUGGUCGCUCUUCGCCCUCGACUUCCUGGCCUCUUGCAUGAAAAUGGACCCCCACGAGAGAUCCACGUCGGAGGAGUUGUUGAAAAGUAGUUAUUUCACCCAUGAUAGGUUCCCCCAGAAGUUUUUACCAGCGUUACGCGAGAAGGUCAACACCGAAUUUAACAAUAACCCACUUUUGCGGAAAUACAAGACUGAGAUUUUGAUGUCAACGGACAAGAAAGAAGAGACAAAACGACGGGGAGGCGACCAAAUCAAGUGGCGCUUUAGCCUGGCUGAGGGAAGCAUCAAGCGGAAAUAUAGUUACGACGUUUUCAACGAAAGUGAUAAGAACUUGAUUAGUUUAUCGAAAACAAGCCAGAGACUUAACGUGGUGCAAAAAUCCGGUCAAAAACCCCAAAAACCGAGCGGUAGCAACGCCGAAAUGCAAAUGCUUGAAAAAUCGCUCGAAAGUUUGGCCAAGUUCAGUGAGCGUCCAGUCUCGGCCCGGAAAGACAGUCCCUUGCCCCCAUCGCCCCCCGAAUUCCAGUCCUUGCAACAGUUCAGUGACUUUAAUAAAUCCCCCAAUGUCUUGCACCCCAGCAUCAACAACAUUAGUUUCAACAGAGACCCCCCGAAAAAAUCCCCCAACUUGUUGCAAAGUUUAACAGUGAAAUCGAACUUGAAUCAAGUGCCCCUAUUGACAAAUCCCCGGACUCAGUUUUUGAAAAAAAUCGAGAGUAGUGUGACGUCAGAUCCCCCGUGGCUGGGAUUCCCCAAGAAAAAUAAGGAGCAAAAGGCGCGAAACGAUGUCUUCACGCUUCCAAAUUUACCUGGAGCUACAGGGAGUCCGAAUAAAAACCGGAAGAAGGGGGAAGCGGAGCUGAACAUCACCGUGACUCCAAGAAUACAAUCAUCUACCUCACAAAAACUCUCACCAUCCAAAAACUCGAGUAGUUUUCCUAUGAUGUGAUUUAGUUAUUGAUUUGCUUGUGUAAAUAGGGCGUCUUGUAAAACUUGUUUCUAUUCUAGGCCUACAGAUAUAAGAAAGCAAAACGGAAACUCAAUAUUUUGGAUAUUUCGCUCCCUUUGUCUGUUAAGGAGAAAGGAGAUGUUUAAUUUUUUAUCAUAGACCCAACUAUUAUGUACCAUGUUAUAUUAUUUAAAUAAAGGAUAUAUUUAUAUCAAA